CUUUUUCUUACAGCACAACCGAGCUUGUGACCCUCCAUCCAUAUUCAGAGUACUUAUCACAGUGAGGGGCGCAGCGCCAAGCGCGUCAAGUACAAACCCAGCAGACUGGUUGAACCUGUUUUUUUAUUUGUUCCUUUAUUCUCCCAGCCCGUGAUUCUGUUGGGGUUUUUUUUUUGUCCUCCGUGGAAAGCGCCCGGGUUGCUUUAAGAGGCUGGCUGUUGGACUGGGCUCUGGUUAGGCAGAUGGCCGCCCCAAGCAGGCACGCUGAGUGCAGCUCUAUUAUAAAGGGCUGCCCAGGGAGAAGUUUUGGGACUUCUGUUUGAGGAUUUCGAGAAAUCAUCCCCACGGCCAGCCACUAAAACCCCCCCGAGCCUCAGGGCUCCACCUGAUACACCUAAGCCUGGACUAUCAAGCGGAGCCAGCUGGGACGAGGAAACUGAAGGAUUCUUGCAGACUGCACUGUUUCACUGGUGAUCGAGACCCUGCUUGGCUCCGGGCAGCACGAAACAGGAGCCCUCCCCCUCCCCUCACAUCUCAGGGGGGCAGUGCUCUAUUGAAGGCACCGGUCACUCCUGGACUCGGGGUCCUAACUCACUUGCAGGACGGGAGACCUCAAAAAGAACUUUGGGGGAAGUUGCUUUCUUCACGGUGCAAAUAGGAGGUUUGGAAAAGCUAUUCAUAAAAAGGGCGGGGGGGGGGACAAUUUCAUGCACGGGUUUGCAGACUGAAAUGAUGACAUCCCUGGAAAGCGUAAAUCUAGAGAACUCCAAAGGAUUGAUGAGAAAGGCUGUACUCCGUUCCAUGCAUUAAACACAAUGCUUUCAAACUGCUAAUCAUCUCAUUAAAUCCACAAUACAGCGGCCAAUAAAUACAGUCCCACUGACCAGAGUGUGCACAGUCGGCACAAAUGCCGACCACUUAUUUAGGAUCUGUCACACACAAACAAGCAGAGUUUACAGUCCAUCUCUAUAAGUGAUAUAUAAUGUCUUUUUUUUUUUUACUGUUUGCCCAAUCCAUAAUCCUGUAAUACACUGAAAUGCAAAGCACACUCUCAGGUCGGCUCAUUUAAGAAAUUGCUCUUUGUGACUGUAAUUGUUAUGUACUUCCCUUCCAAAACUGUGCGUCUGAUGACGGCUAACCUGGGUCCAUCACCUGUGCAAACAAAAGUGCAUAUUCUCAGUUAGGGUAUGCUUUUUGGGAGACUUGUAAUGACAUUUCACUUUAACUUCUGAUGGUGUUUGCCUCAUAAAGCAGACUGUACAUAGUGAGGAGAUUUGCAUUGCAGUGAGUGCUGUGUACAGUGCAUCCCCUGCAAACUGUGUUCCAGACAGCGCUGGACCGCACUGCAUGAAGCACAGACUCCCACUGACCGGUCGCCAGAUCAGUCCCCAGGGGGGGGUCGGCCUCGGAGGCCAUCAGCCAGCCUGUUCGCCCUCAGCAGGACGCCCACCACCCAGACGGUCUGCAAGUUCUGCCGUCUGGCCCCCUGGACCAUGAGCGAUGCCCCCACCCUGGACUACGAGCUGCUCUCCCCGGGGGCUCCGCUCACCAGCCCCCCCACGGGCCCCCCGCUGGUGGGGGACGCCGAACAGAAGACCGCCUUCGCCUUCGUAGGCCUCCUGCUCGUCUUCCUGGUUUUCCUGGUGGUGCGCUGCUUCCGCAUCCUGCUGGACCCCUACAGCCGCAUGCCGGCCUCCUCCUGGACCGACCACAAGGAGGGGCUGGAGAGGGGCCAGUUCGACUACGCGCUGGUGUAGCCCGGAGAGAGAGAGGGGAGCGCCAGGGACGCCCUUCUGCCUUAAACCCUCCCUGUUCUCGUCCCGUUGUCCCCCGUUCACAAGAGAGCUUCAAGGUGGCCAGUCUGCAGCCCCUCUCCUAGUGGACGCCAUCCUUUGCCAGCAGAAGGAGUAUUGGAGGUAGCUAGCUCCCAGUUUUGUCAACAGGUGCAUGCAGUUGGAAAGGUGAGGACCGUUUCGUGUCUGAGUGUGUCACGUGUAUCAAGGUUACAAGGCUGCAGCAGUUAAGGAACGAGACUAUUGGACGAGAAUCUAGAACGCAGCAGCUGUGUUCCCUUGGCUGGCCGAAGCACGGUUGACACUGGCUCUGCCUAUUACAGAAGGAUAGAUGGUCCCAGUGAAGGCUUCUAAGGCUGUGCCUGUUAAAUACAAAACGUUUGACUAAUUUUCUGAUGAGGAAAAACCUAAAGUGACGACAGACCUAUUGAAACAAGGUGAGCCGUGGAACAACUGACUGAUCAAUCCAGUGACAGUCUGGGUGGAUACCUUUUUAUUAAAGGGGGGGUUGGUGUGAAAGGUGGGGAUUUUGGGGUGCAGAGAUUGGCUGAAUAAGUCUGAAUGCUUGGUGAGCAUACUCCUAUAAAGAGCCAAAGCAGAGCCCUUUGGCUCUUUAUAGGAGUGAUUUUGGACACAGGUGUCCAGUUGGCAGGGAAUGAUUUAUACUUACAAGGAACUGAAAGUCCUUCCCUGCCAACUGGACACCUGUGUCCAAACUCACUCCUAUAAAGAGCCAAAGGGUUCUGCUUUUACUACAGCCUUAGAGCCUUUUGCAAAGACAGUCCUUAGUGCUAGCUACACUGAGAGAGUCCUCACUGCACACCCUGGCAAGCUGCGACAGUCUGUUCUCUGUCUUUCAAAGCCAUAUCAGACCUGUGUGUGUAUCAAUGUUUAGGUCCUUAAACCUUACCUUGGUCUUCAAAGCUUGGCGACCUUGCGUUGUGUACAUGUAAAAGGUUAGAUCUGCUUUUAUUUUAUUUUUUUGUAUGGGUCAGUUUCUUUUUUGCAAAUGCUUGCCAAGUUAUUUUUUUAAAUGUAGUUCUUAGACUCUAUUAAAGGAGUCUUGUUGGAGUUACCAAGCUUUGGAGAAGAGGUGGGAGAUGUAGGUGAGGACACGUUUGUGCUUUGACUGGAAGAUUUCUAAGUAGUCUGGAUAUUUUAUCCUCACAAGUUUUAUUCAGCUGGGUGACUUCUAUGAAAUAAAGGAGAUUUUUUUUUUCCUUC
Lepisosteus oculatus (spotted gar) is the source of this 3017-nucleotide messenger RNA. Lineage: Eukaryota; Metazoa; Chordata; Actinopteri; Semionotiformes; Lepisosteidae. The record is from RefSeq and is a predicted model, not a curated record.